AUGGGGCAGGGCUUGCCGAAGGCCGUCACUUCGGUGGCGGUCAAGAGAGUUGGCGGCACGGCCUUUCGUGUUGGUUUUGCGGAGAUGAAUGGAUGGCGACCUAGCAUGGAGGAUGCCCACGUAAUCUAUGCCCAAGAUACCUGGGGCUUUUUUGGCGUCUUCGACGGUCACGGUGGUGAUCAAUGCUCUGGCUUCAUAGCCAAGCGCAUCAACGAGGAGUUGGCCAAAACCGGCAUGCCAGAAAGUGACGACGCCGUUACGGAACUGGCAUUCCGCUUAGACAAGGAGUUUCUCGACUCCAACCAGCCUAGUGGAUCCACAGGAACCUUUGUGAUUGUUCAAGCGCCAAGCACACCUGGAGGCCAGUACCACCUUCGAGUGGGAAACAUUGGUGAUAGCCGUGUACUUCUGGGGAAAGCUGAUGGUUCGAUCUUCCCCGGGCCUGGAACCGACCACGGCCUCACCACGGACCAUAAGCCAGACCUUCCGAGUGAAAGAGCUCGGAUUGAGCGCACUGGCGGGAACGUGCAGGAAGUGAUGGGAGUGGCGCGGGUGAACGGAGAUUUGGCCGUUAGCCGGGCAUUCGGCGACGCUCAGCACAAGAACACGGGAGGUCCAAGCCCGAAGGAUCACCCGGUGAGCUGUGCUCCCGAGCUGCAGGAGUUCGACUGUGAAGCCACAGAUUUUCUUAUGCUGGUUUGUGAUGGAAUCUCGGAAGGCAGCUUUCCGAACGAUGCGGUCGUCAAACUGGCAGCUGAGAAGCUGCAAGCGACUGAGGGCCGACCUGUUGAUCCCGCUCAGGCCGCGAUUGCUGUCUGCCACGAGGCGAUAAAGUGUGGAUCCAAAGACAACCUUUCUUGUAUGAUUGUGCUCCUGGGCGGCGGUGAGGUGCCUGGCGAGCCAGUGGAGUUCAUUCCAGGUCCCUUUGAAGCACCUGAAAACGCUGCUUUUCGGAAGGCCUACGCAUCAAUGGCCGAGCAUGCUGGGAUCACACUGCCACAAGCGCUGGAGAAGCGCUAUUGCAACUGCGAGAAGGAGCUGGCCACGAUCAAUGAAGAUUCCGACGCCGCCAAAGAAAUGGCAGCAGAGCUGAGCCAGUACGCUCCAGGGCCAGGAAAGGACCUCGAACCAGGCUCCACCGACCGGGUCGAAUGGUUCCAAAAUUGGCUGGAGAAGACUAGCUCAGAGAGUGCAGCUGGAGGAAUGGGAGAGGGAGGAGACUCUGAAGGCAGUGCGGCCCUCUCGCGAGACCAGCUCCUGGAGAUGUUGCAGAACAAUCCGCGAUUGCGUGACAUGGCCGAGUCAUCAGGCCUAGGCCUUGACCGGCUAUUGAUCCAGGACCAAGAGCCCAUGAGGACCGUGAGGGUCGCAAAGUUGGAGGAGCUGAAGCCGGCAGUGGAAGCACAUAGCGCUCUGAAGUGGGACGACCGCUUGGCGGAUGCCUGCGGUUGCGAAGGCAUCGUUCUUAGAGACGACGAAUCGGACGGCACAGCCCAGGUCAGAUUUCCACCACCAUUGGGGUUCAAAGCGUGGCUCCCAACAAGCAUGCUCCAAGAACUGACGCAGCCGUGCAAACGGGUGAGAGCUUGCGACACCGAGCAGCUCGUAGAAGCCGUAGAGGCCCAUUCCGCGCUGAAGUGGGACGACCGACUGGCCAAGUUGAGCGGCCAAGAAGGUUUUGUGGUGCAGCACGAUAAGGAGGAUGCCACUCUGCAAGUUCGAUUUCCUUCUGUCUCACUUACAGCCUGGCUGCCGGAAUCGACUUUGACCUAUAUCGAGGAGGCACAUUCUUGA
Molecule: messenger RNA, 1794 nt
Organism: Symbiodinium natans
Lineage: Eukaryota; Dinophyceae; Suessiales; Symbiodiniaceae
Source: the annotation of a GenBank genome assembly